Messenger RNA from Sceloporus undulatus (fence lizard), 2843 nucleotides. It is a transcript of the gene PRR11, whose product is annotated as proline rich 11. Gene Ontology annotation, cellular component: cytoplasm; nucleus. The record is from RefSeq and is a predicted model, not a curated record. Bases 416 to 1453 code for a protein of 345 amino acids. Lineage: Eukaryota; Metazoa; Chordata; Lepidosauria; Squamata; Phrynosomatidae. The transcript has 11 exons.
CGUUGUUGCCGCCGACUCGCUCUGAUUGGCUCCGCUCGAACACUGCCUUGCAGCGAUUGGUUCGGGGCGAGGCUAACCCCUCAGCAUGAGACAGGCGCCCCUAUUGGUCAACCUCAAGCCUAGGCAUCCUCUGAUAGUCCGCCGUUCCCCCAAUACUCGCCUCCCAUUGGUCGCUCGCCCUCCAACGUUUGAAUCUGAUUGGCUCCUGCAUCCGGCGUUCCAUCCAAUGGUAGGCCCCCUUAUUUUUUUUCUUCCUUUCGCUGGAACGCAGACGCAUGAGUGCUGCGCUCUGAUUGGCCCAGGAGGAUGCAGGAACCAGUUUGAAUUGUCAAAGAGGAUGCUGAUUUUGGAGAAGGACUUCAGGCAGAUAAUGUCAAUAUAGCUGUAACUUAACCUGAGUAUUUGGGAGAACAAAAUGGCCAAAGAUAAGCAAUGGCAACAUAAGCUGAGAAGAGCCAGGGCAAAAUAUCUGAGGAAAAGGAGGAAAGGGGUCAUUCAAACUCAGCAUACAAGUCCUCUCCCUUCAAAGCCCCCAGUUGUACCCUGUAUUCAGAGUAGACCCUUUUCCUCCUGGUUUUCAGCUGUGCUGAGCGUAAGAGACACAGUGAAACCUUUGCUGACCACCGUGACAUCUUUCUGUUCGUGGUGCCAGAAAGUUAUUGGCGAGAUCUUCCACGUCAUAAAAAGCUCAGCUUUUCCAUCACCCGCGUCUCGGCAGGAGCUGAACGCACUCAGGGAGCGGUUAGAGAAGUUGGAAACUGAAUUUUCAAGGCUCCGGUCAUUGGUUCAGAAUGGAGCUGCUGCAGCUACCUCUUGCCAAAAUUCAGGGAGUCCGUUUUUGGCUUUUCCUGCACACACGCAGCUUGACUGUCAAGGACCAGUAUCUCUGCCUUCACAAGUGCCAGUGCCACCUGCGCCGCCACCGCCGCCACCGCCUCCUCCUCCACCUCUCCCUCCGCCUCCACUACCACAAGCACCUCUUUGCUUCAAAAAGACUGGAGGUUCCAAGACACAGGCAGCUUCGUUGCCAAAAGAUGUGCCCAUGCAAAUAACGCUCCAGGACCUCCUGAAUGUAAAACUAAAGAAAACGCAAAAUGGCAAUGGAGUUGAGAAGAAAAGAUCGCCAUUUGAGCAGCGCAAGGCGUUAGUUACGGUCUCGGAUUUACAGAGCAUCAGCCUGAAAUCCAAAGCUCCACAGCCACUUGUCCGCGCCACUAAUAAUUUAAUCACUCCCAGCCGAAGUGCCUUAGACUUCCGAAAACACCUGAAAAGGGUUGCUAUUAAGAGGAGCCCAGGUGGAACGCCAUUAACUAACAAAGAGAAUGCUGAGACUGGCACAGGGCUGACGCCCAUCAUGACCCAGGCUCUUCGGCGCAAGUUUCAGUUGGCUCACCCAAAGAGCCCUUCUCCGGCACGAUUACCUACGGGAGGCAGCUUCGAAGAGCAAAGCUAGCACAACAUCUUGUGAUAUGAAGCCUACCGUGGCCCUCCUCUGUCUUCUGCUGGACACUACUGUUACGGAAAGAAUUUGUUCAUGAGAAAGUGUAUGGCUGGAAAGGGGAAAUGAGCUUGGAAACCCUCUAAAGCAGCAUUGGAAAGAGCGGCUGUUGGCCACUCUUGGCAACUCCCAGCAACCUUCAGUUGCAUAACUGUUGGGGAGGAUUGCUGGGAGUUGCGAUCCAACAAUCUUUGGAAGAACAGACUCCCCCCGGCCCUUUAAUGCACUCUUGGCCAACCUGACGCUAUUCAAGUAUGUUGGACUACAACUCCCAGAAGGUGCUAGUCAGCUAUUCUUGUUGUGGUUGAGAAUAUCUAGACGUUGGGGAGCACUGUGUCAAAGCACAGGUGGGGAAUCUGUGACUCAUUGGACUACGCUGGACUGAAACAUUCAUCAUCCCCAGCCAUAAUGUUAAGAGGUUAUGGGAAUCAGAGCAUGGAACCCGAAGCCCUCUAUACUGUUCCCAUGAUCCCUGUGACCAUUGGACCUGCUGCAAGUUGUAGGCCAACAUCUAGGUGGCUGAAAGUUCUCCAUCCUCAUGUUUCCUUAUGGGGAAUUGGCCUCUCACACCUUGUUUAAUGGUGCUUGUUUGGGCCCUAAAGCAUUGCAUUUUAAGUGAAUUUUAAUCUCCCUCUUUUAAAAAACAAAACAUGGUUGUUGUUUUUUAAAUAUUUUGAGCAAUAUUUGUACAUUGGACAAAACAGUAUUUUUGAAGCCAUGGAAGAAUGGCAGUCAUUCUGAGCUAUUACUUCCCUGUUUGUACUGGCUCCUCCAGUGAGUAAAACAGAUAGCUAUGGAGUUGGAGAAAGUGCAAUACGGUUAUCUAACACAAAAUCAAAGCUUGGAACCAUUACUUUUGGGGGGAUUUCAACUUCCAGAAUCCAACAGCCACCAGAGUCACUGUAUAGAAUAUAUUGAAAGUUGCAGUCCAUAAAAAAGUUGCUCAAAGCAGCUUACCAAAUAUAAUAUAAUAUAAAAUAUAAAUAGAAGAAAUUUUUAGGCAUGUUCACACCAAGCUAAAAGCAACUGUGUAAGAGCCAAUACACUCCAUAAAUUAAGCAAAACAACACUCGCUUGCUUUAAAAAAACAACUAUUAUUACUGUUUAUGCUGCUGUUAAAAUAUUACAUGUUUACACUUUGUGGUUUUUACCCUCAACUCAUUUUAAUGCUGUUUUAUUCAUGAAAACCUAACCGCCUCUGUGUCUGUUUUCCACCCUUGAAAACACUCUUACUCUUGUUAUCUGCUUGUGGCACUAUCUUGAACCAAAUGCCGAUACAAAACCGUGCAAUUGUUGUAAAACGGCAUUGAUUGGUAAUCAGUUUUUAUUAAACUGAAUGUCAUAU